AUGAAUUUCAUGCGAAGCAUGGUGAAGGAGAUCGAGGCACUCACCGACAGCGCGGUCCACGCGACACGGCAAGGUGUUGAAGGCGUGGCCCAAGCAGGCAAAGAGACGGUGGAAGGAAUAUCGCAACUGGCCAACAGUGCGUUGGACGAGGCGACGGCGGCGCUGGAGACGGUGAGCAACAUGGGCGAGGCCACGCUGUCGCUCAUCUCCAAUACCAUGCGACCAUCCAAGCGGCGCUUCCACCCGCUCAAGCCCAACAUCAUGCGCUGCGCCUGCAUCGGCGAUUCCGGAGUGGGCAAGUCGACGCUGCUGGCCACGUGGCGCGAGGGCCGCUACCCGGCCGGCCUCGACCUGCCCUCGACCAUCUACGACUGGCUCUACUUCAACUACUGCCUCAGCUCCAAAGAAGGAGAAGGAGAACAUGAAAGAGAUCAAGAAGGAGGCCGAGGAGGCGGUGGCGACGGUGGAGGCGGUCAAGGAGCGACGGGAGAUCGUGAUCGAGUUCCUCGACACGGCGGGCGAGUACGAGGGCUUCCGCCACCUGCGGCCGUGGCACUACAAGGACGUCGACGUGUUCAUCCUCGCGUUCGACGUGACCAACCGCGCCUCGUUCGCCAACAUCGCGCGGUACUGGACCGAAGAGAUCAAGACCUGGGGCACGCCGUGCGUCAAGAUCCUGGUCGGCACCAAGGCCGACAUCGCCGACGAAGCCGACGACGACGAUGA
Messenger RNA from Acanthamoeba castellanii str. Neff, 726 nucleotides. RefSeq lists its product as uncharacterized. The record is from RefSeq and is a predicted model, not a curated record. Bases 1 to 726 code for a protein of 241 amino acids. The transcript has 5 exons. Lineage: Eukaryota; Discosea; Longamoebia; Acanthamoebidae.